CCCACCCUCCACCAUGUGAUCUUGGGUGUUCUGGACAGGUCAUCUCCUCCCGAAACCCACCCCCCCUUCGUCGUGACCUUGAAGCCCUGGGUCCCGAUGGCGAACUUAGAGAGACUAGCGGGCAGUCGGCGUGGUUGGUGCUGUGGGGAGGGAGAGAGAUGACUUAGCCCAAGUCGCCCCAGGAGGUGACCGCCAGGAGGGGGGUGUCAAAACAGACCCGGAGAAAGCGACACAUACUAGCUGUGUUACCCUGGACAAGUCACUUAACCCUCAUUUCUCCGCCCCCCCCCAAAAGUGUAGAAGUGAAUGUUACAUUAGAUGGCCUCUUCCUGCUUGACAUCAUAUAUGUUAUGAUCCCGCAGUAAGUCUUUGCACAGUUUGGAUCCCUUGCUCCUAGCAUGCAGCCUUUAAAAUAUGCAUGGAAAACCAGUCAGACUCUGAGGCAGAGUUCAUUGCACUCAGAAAUCUGGCAGAUCUUCAGGCCUUACAGAACAACAAGCAAUCUCAAAGCAAAAGUAUAUCCAGAGUUAGAGAAACCGCAAGAUGUUGGAGUCCAGAGGGAUUUCAGCUCCAGACUGGCAGCAGGACCAACAUUUCAGCACUUUUUAAGAAAUGCUUCAACUCCUCAAGAGAAAUCUGAUUCCUUUACCACAGUGGAGGAUCCACCCCCUUAUCUUACUGCAGAAGCCCUUGUAGGAAGAGGGAGAAAAGUCUAUCUAGAAACUUAUGGCUGCCAAAUGAAUGUUAAUGAUGCAGAGAUUGCUUGGUCCAUUUUGCAGAAGAAUGGCUACUUGAGAACUAACAGCCUCCAUGAGGCUGAUGUGAUUCUUCUUGUCACAUGUUCAAUCAGGGAGAAGGCUGAACAGGCCAUCUGGAAUCGUUUAAAACAGCUUAAAUCUGUAAAGGCCAGACGUCUCAAAUCACAGGUUCCUCUUCGAAUUGGGAUUCUAGGAUGUAUGGCUGAGAGGUUGAAGGAAGAGAUCCUACAGAGGGAAAAGAUGGUGGACAUUAUAGCCGGACCAGACGCUUACCGGGAUCUUCCUCGACUGCUGACUUUAGCUGACUCUGGUCAGCGAUCUGCUAAUGUCCUGCUUUCACUGGAGGAGACCUAUGCAGACAUCAUGCCUGUCCAGACAAGUUCAGAUGCCACAUCAGCAUUUGUGUCAAUCAUGCGAGGUUGUGACAACAUGUGUAGCUACUGCAUUGUUCCUUUCACACGUGGCCGUGAACGGAGCCGGCCAAUUGCCUCCAUUCUGGAGGAAGUGAAGAAACUCUCUGAGCAGGGCAUCAAAGAAGUAACACUCCUUGGCCAGAAUGUCAACAGCUAUCGAGACAAUUCAGAGAUCCAAUUCAAUAACGCCAUGCCUACUAAUCUGAGUCGAGGAUUUAGUGCAAAUUAUAAAACGAAGAAAGGAGGCCUUCGAUUUGCUGAUCUUCUGGAUCAGGUCUCCAGAGUUGAUCCUGAAAUGAGGAUCCGCUUCACUUCUCCCCACCCCAAGGACUUUCCUGAUGAGGUUCUACAGUUGAUCCAGGAGCGGAACAAUAUUUGUAAACAAAUCCAUUUGCCAGCCCAGAGUGGAAGCAGCCGGGUCUUGGAAAUCAUGAGAAGAGGAUAUACAAGGGAAGCUUAUUUGGACUUGAUUCACCAUAUCAGAGAAUCUGUUCCAGGAGUGAGCCUCAGCAGUGAUUUCAUUGCUGGAUUCUGUGGAGAAACAGAAGAAGAUCACCUGCAGACUCUGUCCUUGCUUCAGGAAGUCCGUUACAAUGUGGGUUUCCUUUUUGCCUACAGUAUGAGGCAGAAGACUCGAGCAUAUCACAGACUUCAGGAUGAUGUUCCAGAGGAGGUGAAACAGAGGCGGCUUGCAGAGCUUAUCACUGCCUUCCGAGAGGGUGCCGCAGAAGCCAACAUGGCUGUGGUUGGCCACACGCAGCUUAUCCUGGUGGAGGGGCCCAGUAAGCGCUCUACCACUGAGUUAUGUGGAAGGAAUGAUGGAAAUAUCAAAGUGAUCUUUCCUGACAUAGAGAUGGAAGAUGGCACUAACUCUAGGGGCCUGAUUCGUGCCCAGCCAGGAGAUUAUGUGUUAGUGAAGAUCACCUCUUCCAAUUCCCAGAGCCUAAGGGGAGUUGCUCUCUGCCAAACAUCUCUGCAGGAAUACUCAGAACGCUGCUGACCUGAAUUGACAGCCACGAAGUUCUUCUGUGUCCCCACUUGUUAGUGAUGUUGAGAAGAUUCUUGUGGCUUCAGAUUGGACUAGAUGCUCUCUGAGGUCACUUCCAAUUCUGAAAUUCUGGGAUAAAAUGGCAUUGAGUAGGUUUUUCCAAAGAGAAAGGAAGAAGUGACUGUUUUCAGCAGUAGUAUUUUUCUGAUGGGAAAUUGUCAUCAGUUAGGGGAGUAAGUUUAUGUCAAAUGGAAAAUGAAUCUUCUGGAUUCAUUUGCUAUUUGGAAGCAUCUCUAAGAAUCACUAUUAAAUGAUUCACCUACAGCUAAAA
Molecule: messenger RNA, 2490 nt
Organism: Dromiciops gliroides (monito del monte)
Lineage: Eukaryota; Metazoa; Chordata; Mammalia; Microbiotheria; Microbiotheriidae
Gene: CDK5RAP1
Product: CDK5 regulatory subunit associated protein 1
Exons: 14
Coding region: 399-2171 (590 amino acids)
Biological process (GO): negative regulation of cyclin-dependent protein serine/threonine kinase activity; tRNA modification
Cellular component (GO): cytosol; mitochondrion
Molecular function (GO): tRNA-2-methylthio-N(6)-dimethylallyladenosine(37) synthase activity; 4 iron, 4 sulfur cluster binding
Source: RefSeq, a predicted model, not a curated record